UCAGAGAACAGAGUAAUCCAGCGCCCUCCAAUCACAACACACCAUCCCUUCUUCCAGGCAGAACGCUCCCAAACAUGGCUGCUGCGGUACAGUAAAUGCCUACAAGUACAUUUGUACCGGAGAGAAAACACAGUUUUUAAAAGGAUAUCAGCGACGACCUGGAAACUACGACAGAGCUCUACAUGAAUGUUUUGAAGAGGGUCAGUGACUAAUCCUCCAAUCAAAGACCCCAUCUCCCACAGUUCCCUGCUUCUCUCCGCUGGUCCCUGCAGGUGUGGGCGUGCCUCCUGUCACACUGGCAGAGGAGGUGGGGCAUGAGGUGUUGCCAGGUGGGGGACCAAGGCUGCACCCACCUGUCUUCUCCAUCUUCCUCCAUCCAAGUGUGACCCAUUUGAUCUGUGAGCGAACAGAGCAGGAUCCAGGCCGAGAGCCUCGGACGAGCGCCGUCCACAUAGGCACACUGCAGAGCGGCGCUGACGGGGCUCUGCCAGGUGGCGUUGGCUGGUUGAGAAGCAGAGCAUGUUGAGUGGCUGCGGUUGCCAUGGAGCAGCAGGAUAAGAAGCAGGAGGAGGAUGCUGUGACUCUGGGCCUGUCUACCGGCCAGGCUCUGGUGAAGCUCCGGGACCAGCUCAGCAGCCUGCUGGAGCAGCACCAGAGGGCUGGACGCAGACGAGCCUCCACACAGGAACAGUGGGUGAAUAGCUUUCUUUACCAUGGCAACCGUCACUCUUGUCUCCAUUGGCCGGGAGCUGCCCUCACUUUACUGGUCGUGCUGGGGCUCUUCUGUUGCCAUGGCAGCCAACCAAAGGGCAGUUCUGGUAUAGAGCUGAUGAAUGCUGCAGCCCUCCUUCUCCUCUUGCUGCUCAACCUGCUGCUGGUCGGACGUCAGGAGAGGCUGAAGAGGAGCGAGAUGGUCCGCCGCCUCAAGGGCAUCAUCACACAGCUCAGUGACUAUCUGUCAGGGUGUGUGGGUGACGUCCGGUGGUCUCCCUCUCUGUACCCUGACUUGUACACACCCACGUCCCCAUCGUGGUCCCUUCACUGGACCUACCGCGACUCCCAUUUGGUGAACCUGCCCGUCAGUCUGCUGGUGGAGGGUGAUGUCAUCGCUCUGAGACCUGGCCAAGAGGCGUUCGUAUCCCUCAGAGGCAUUAAGGAUGAUGAGCACAUUGUGUUGGAGCCAGGAGAUUUAUUCCCCCCAUUUUCCCCGCCUCCCUCCCCACGGGCCAAUGAGAAGAGAGAACCCCAGAGCCCCCAGCAGCACCGUCUCUUCAGAGUGGUCCGGACCCCAGUACUGGACAUAGUCAGGAACAGUUUGGAGAUGGCAUUGUCUCGACCAAUCACAGUGCUAGAUAAUGAGAGGUUCACAGUGCAGUCGGUCAUCACCAAGUUAGUCUGUCCCGUGGUGCUGGUGGCAUUCCUGCUCGUCAACACCAUCCGCUAUUGUUGUAACGCACCCAGCCUCACCCCACCCUGCUACAACUUCUUUCAACUUCAGCUGAUGGGUGUGCUCCCCAUCUUGCCCCUGCUCUUCCCAGUCAUGUGGGUGCUGUUGAACGCCUUCGGAGAGGCCAGGGUCCUCGCAGAGUUCAGCCGUGCAUCACCAGCUGGUCUGCUUGCUAAGUUCUCUGAGGACACUCUAAGCAGCUACACCGAAGUGGUUUCCUCCCAGGAGAUGCUGCGGUGUGUGUGGAGACAUCUGGUUGGCGUCCUGAAGGGAGAGUCUCAGACACUCUGUUACACUUCCAGCCUCUUACACACACUGGGAUCUGUCACUGUGCUGUGUUGUGUGGACAAGCAGGGUAUUCUGUCGUGGCCCAAUCCCAGUCCAGAGACUGUGCUGUUCUUCAGUGGACGGGUGGAGCCGCCGCACAACAGCCAGGACGAUCUCCGAGACGACCUGUCUGUCAACUCCUACUGCCGAAUGGAGGCCGAUGAUGACAGAGACGAGGCCCAGGAGGCGGAGGCUCUGCUCUGUCUCCCAGCAGAGGCCUCCACCCAGGUGGGAGAGGGUCCUGAGCCCAUUGAGAUGUCACAUGACAUCGCUCGCUCGUCCGACAAUGUCCGGCUCCUGCGCUCAUGCCAGCCUGCGCACACUCGCACCAAACACCAUUCCGGAUCCAACGUGAGCUUCAGCCACGACACUGAGGGAGGCGAGGAUGACCCGACCGGAGACUUUGCGAUGGGCUGCCCAGAGGCGGAGGCUGAGGACUUUGUGUGUGAUUACCACCUGGAGAUGUUGAGCCUGUCACAGGACCAGCAGAACCCGGCCAGCAUCCAGUUCGACGACCUCUCCUGGCAGUGCCACCUGCCCUCCCUCAAGCCGCUGGGCCUCAACAUCAUGCUGAACCUCUGCAACGCCAGCGUCACCCAGCAGCUCUGUCGCUUCUCUGACCACCUGUCCAACCUGGCUCUGCAGGAGAGCCACGGCACCGUGCUGCCCGUCUACGUCCCCUGGGGGCUCUGCGAGCUCUCCAGACUCAUCGGGUUCACUCCUGGUGCGAGGGAGCUGUUUAAACAGGAGAACCACUUGGCUCUGUACCAGCUGCCAUCUGGAGAGAAGACCAAGGAGUUCACUUCCCGCCGCCUGCAUUACUUCACCAAACGCCAGCCUCCCAUCUCCCACCUCAUCUCCCUGUUUGUACGAGACUCUUCCUCCAAUAACGUCCAGAUGCUGUCACAUGGCUCGGCCGACCUCAUUCUGGAGGCCUGCACAGACUUCUGGGAUGGAACAGAUAUCUAUCCCCUCUCAGGCUCCGACAGGAAGAAGGUUCUGGAUUUCUACCAGCGCGCCUGUCUGUCAGGUUACUGCUCAGCAUUUGCAUACAAACCCAUGCAGGUAUCAUUGUCCACCCAGCUGAAUGGGAAGUGUGUGGAGCUGGCCCCCGGUCCCUGCCUCUUCUCUGGAGUGGAUCUGCCCUCCACCACCCCCAUCAAACACAACUCCUGCAGGAACAGCUGGAGCUCUGAUGAGGGGAUAGGUGAGGGUGUGGAGCGUGAGGACUGCGUUCAGGCUCUCAGCGGGCAGAUCUUUAUGGGCAUGGUGUCCUCUCAGUUCCAGGCAAGGCUGGACACAGUCCGGCUCAUCGAUGCCCUGGUCACAGCUUGUAUCCGGUUUGUUUACUUUUCCAUGGAGGACGAGCUCCGCAGCAAGGUGUUUGCAGAGAAGAUGGGUUUAGAGACAGGCUGGAACUGUCACAUCUCUUUGACUCCAAACGGAGACAGUCCCUGUGAUGGAGCUCCAUCCAGUCCGAGUCAGGGCUCGCUGCAUGAAGACCUGAACCAAGAUUCUCGGGAUGAAGCAGAAGGUCCACUGCUGCUAGAGGAGGAAGCCCACUCUGACCUGGCCAGCUUCCAGCCCACAGACAGCGACGUGCCCAGCUUUCUGGAGGACUGCAACAGGGCCAAGCUACCUCGUGGUAUCCACCAGGUUCGUCCUCAUUUGAAGAACAUUGAUAAUGUGCCUCUUUUGGUGCCACUCUUCACUGACUGCACCCCGGACACCAUGUGUGAGAUGAUGAAGAUCAUGCAGGAGAACAGGGAGGUGACGUGCUGUCUGGGAAGCUCCGCCAAUUUCCGCAACAGCCGUCUGUUUCUGCAGAGUGACGUCAGCAUUGCUCUGGACCCUCUGUACCCGUCUCAGUGUUCGUGGGAGACGUUCGGCUACGCCACCGGAGGAGGAUUUAACGAAGAGGUUGAAGGUCUGUCCCCUCUGAGGCUCUCUGGACAGCUCAACAGUCUGGGCUGCUCCGUCACCUUCCACCAAGGAGAGAGUGUCAGCAUGGUCAAGCUCAUAGAGCAGGCACGACACACAACAUACGGCAUCCGCAAGUGCUUUCUCUUCCUGCUGCAGUGUCAGCUCAGUCUGGUCAUCAUCCAGUUCUUAGCCUGCCUGGCUCAGCUUCCUCCACCCAUGAACACCACUGACAUCCUCUGGCUGUCCUGCUUCAGCUGCCCACUGCUAAGUGUGUCACUUUUGGGGAAGCCACCAGACAGUUCAGUCAUGUCCGUUGCCACGGGGAAAAACUUAGACGCAAUUCCGAGGAAGACCCAGAACUACUUCCUUGGCUGUUUCCUGUUGAAGUUCGGCCUGACAGUGUGUGCCUACCUGCUGGCCUUCGGGUUCACCCUGCAGGAGGUCUGCAGGAGCAUCACCUUAGCUGACAACACCACUGUCUCCUGCCUCUCCAGUGUAUUUCUGUGUAACUGCAGCUCUGCCGAUGGCGCUCCUAUUUGGUUCAAUGAGCUGUCAAAUGGCCUGCUGCUGACUCAGAAGGUCAUGGCAGGGUUCCUCGCCUUACACACAGUGGUGAUCUCGCUCAGCUACGUGCACCGCUCUCAGCCUCUGUGGAGAAAGAGCCCCUUCAGCAAUACCUGGUGGUGUCUCACUGUACCUGUGGUUCUGCUCAGCCAGAUUGUUCAGGCCACCGUGGAUUACCAGUUAUGGCGUCACCAGGGCAGCCCGCUGACCUUUAAUCUGGGUGACAUUCCCCUGCUGGCCUGGCUGCUGGUGUCGGUGUCCCUGCUGCUGGUGGUGGUGGUCAACGAAGUGGUGAAGCUUCACGAGAUACGGGUGCGAGUUCGCUACCAGAAGAGGCAGAAGCUGCAGUUUGAAACAAAGCUGGGGAUGAACUCUCCAUUCUGAUGCGUUCCCCAUGAGGACGCUCGUGUCGCAGCAGUACUGGGAAACCAGGGAAGGGCAGGACGCAAACACUGUAGAACCCUCAGUUAACCCUUCAGCCCAAGAGCACUGCAGCAAUCAGGUGGAGCAGAUAUCAACCAAAUGUCAGGGUGGGGGAUUUAUGCCACACAUAUUGAAGCUCCUGGUCUGUUUUCUAAAACCAGCUGAUAUUGUUAUGGUUAUCUGAAGGGCAGGAACAGGAAAAAUUCCAAAGCAUUCAUUUCCAUUCAAUAGAAAAGAGCCAAAAAUAGGCAACUAUUUAUUGUCUGGUUUUAGUUUUAAAGGCAUGAGGAAUGUUUUCUGAAGAGGUUUAUGCUUCCUCACUUUCACUUCUGUUCUCCAUCUCUGAGAGAUUUGCAUGCAUGGUCACUCUUGUUUCCGGGAAUGAUCCAGGUCCCAAACAAUCCACCAAAAACUGCUUCACGUUCAAAGGAGGUUUCUGUGAAGUUUAUUUUAAUGUCAACCAGUGAGACACUGAAAUGUGUCAUAUCAUCACUCCAGUCCAGCCUUUACUCAGUUCAACGUAACAUCAGUGUGUCGUCAUUCAGAGUAAAAACACAUAGGAAAAAAAGGUAGUCUGUAACUAUUGAGCCCCAAAUGUUCCACUAUUAAAUAUAUUCAUAGUUCAUCAUUCAGACAUAUGAAGAAGCAAUAAUUUGUGAAAUAGUUGAAUGAAUUAAGUCUGUUGUUCUCUCAUAAUCACUCAUUUUUAUUUCAUGAUGCUGUGUUUCCUGACAGUGGUGAUGUCACCGCCCUCUCACCUUUCAGCCAAUCACAUACCACUUUGCCUCCUAAGCUAACAAGCUUAACAAUGGCUGCCAGACUUAGCCAGUUAGCCCCCGUUAGCUAGAAUAACAAUCUCAACAUAUAUUGAAACUUAAAGUUUCUUAAAUUAAAUAAAGAGUUAAACUCAGUACACAGACACAGAAAGCUGUACUUUCUGCCUACUUACCUGCCUAGCUUGCUAACUAGCUAGUUGAGGUUAUGCCCUUGGUUCAGUACUCAGCAUCACAGUGAACAGCUAACAGCAGCUAACGUCAGCUAUCUGAAGUUCCUCAAAGUAAAAAACAACUCUGCAAAGAGCAAAGAGAUGGACAGUCUUUCUCUAUGCUCACUAAAAACAACAAGGAGAUAGGUAACACUGCUAACGCUGGCUCUUCACUUUGAUGCUGAAGCCGGAUAGCUAGUUAGCCAGGUUAGCUUGUUAGCAUUAGCAGCUUUUUUUAAGCUUCAAGGCUAAAGAGGUUUAGUAUCUGAUUUUAUUUACAACAGCAGCAUCUAGUUGGUUAUUUCAUUAUUACUUUGACGUUGUUGUUCCUGUGGCUAACAGGAGCUAACUGGCUACAUGUGGUAGUUGUUCAACUUGCUAGCUUAAGAAAAGUAAGGGGUACAUAGAAGGUAAAAAAAAGAGAGACAACAACACUAUCAUGAAAUAAAAAUGCCAUUAUAGAAUUAAAAACAGACUUUUGAAACAUUUCUAUAAUAAAAUACAAAAUGAUUUCCAAUGAAACUCUAAUAAUCAGGUCAGUUAUUUCACAAAUUGUUGGUUCAUUUAUAUAUAGUACACAGUAUAUUCAUAUGAUUACUUAGAUUCUGUGUUUUUAGUGUUUAAUAUUGAACACUUUGGGCCUCCUUAUGUAACAAUAUGUUUGGUCAUUGCUUGACAUGUACAGAAUAGAGUGGAACACUACCUCUGAAAAAAUGUGACAAAGAAGCUUCUCUGAGCUCUCUCUCUGAACCGCUCUGUUGUUCAGCCUUUGAGCCACAUUUUAAUCUUCACUGUGGUCGCCUGCAAGACAAAGUUCUCUAUUAUUUUCUUGUGUUUUGCAACAAAUGUUCUUUACAGUUACUCAAUUCCAGAGCUAAGCCGAGGUCAGACCUGCUGUAACACCAUAAGGGCCGAAGAUUAAGGAUUAAAUUGGAUCAGUCACGAUUUCUACGCACAUAUCUACACUUAGAUAUACACGAUACACAUUUAUCUAACUGAAGGAUGUGCUGGUAUUGCUGCUUUGAACCCACGCAGCUGGCUGUGCAGUGAUCUUAGCAAGUCCCUCCCUGAGUGAUGGAUUUCUGUAUAUAUAUAUUCAGAAAUAUACAGAAAUAAUACAGAAAUAUAUAUAUAUAAAUAUAACAAUGUUUAUUCUGGUGUACCAGAGUCUUCUGAAAGGUGCUUCAUCAUUCAGUUGCCUUCCUCCUCAGUCUGUCUGUGUGUUUUAGCUCUCAACACCUGGAUGGACAGGAGCUCAGGAUACUGUUUAGUUUUAAACUAUAAAGAAUGAAUAGCUGAGUAGAUUUUCACCUGCAGAUGUGUCACCAUCACCCCAGAUUUCAUAUUUGAUCUGCUGACCAGCAUAUUCCAGAGAUCACCUUUACGUGUCCCCAUAAGUUCCUACAGUGAACGUGCAGCAUUACUUCCGUCAGACCAGCUCGCUGUGGUUCUGUUAUUAUUUCAGAUGGAUGUGGUUUUAAUAUUGCUGCAGAAUUGAAGUGGUAUGAUGGUAUUUAGUGGUCAUACUUACUGGUCCCUGAGCCCCAAGUGAUCAGUUUCUCUAUUUCUUUUCCAGAAAAUGUAUUAUAUCUCCUUAUAUAUAGAUAAUCAUUGUGAUAUAAAAUGAUAUUUACUGUAACAUAGGAUUUUAUUUUAUUUUUUAAAUCUUUUCCUCUGAAAGAACUUUUAUCUCUUUUAUCCAUAUUGUCCAAUCAAAUGACCAAAAACUGAUGGACACAGUCAUCCCGGGGCUUUUAGGGAACCUGAACCUUCUGAGGUUUGUUGGUGGUCCAGCCUUGAUUCUCGCCCACUUGUAGUCUUAAUCUAAAGAUGGCAUCAAACAUGGCAUCUGGGGUUUGACCUCAGGUCUGUAGCCACCAUCGAAGACACUGAGGUCGCAGUCUGAUUCCAGACUUCAUGUAUAAAAAUUUGACUAAUUUAAGGCCAUCAGGAACAAAAUGAAUCAGUAAUUUAACAUUACACGGAGAAACCAAAAUCUAAAUGAGAUUUGCAAUCUAAGUUUUACAGACAACUGAAAUGAAGUUAACAGCAAUAUUGAAAGAAUUACAAUGUUUUAUUUUGUAUAUUUUUGGGGUGGGGUUGGGACUUGACCUCAGUAUCUUUUAUAUUGUGGCUACGGCCCUGUUUGACCUGUGCUUGCUUUUAUGUGUGCCUGUUUUAGUUUGUAGCUACACAUUUUCAGUUUAAAGUGAAGGUGUGUGUGAACAAAGCAAAGCUGUCCUCUGGUUUACAGAACCAAAGCACUCGUGACAAAACGAUCGGCAUGAAACUACUGAAGGUUUUUUGACAAUGCAAGAGAAGGAUUUUUAUUUUGAGUCGGCCCUCUUUUAUAUCAUGACAAACAUAUGGAAUAUGCUGCAUGAAUACGAUCCAGUGAAUGCUCUGUCUUGAUCAGUGUACAUGUUAUCUAUUGUUCUACUGUUUAGUUCACGACACAAACGGACUCCAUUGAGCAUGGAUUCAUCCCGUGUGUUACGCAACCUGCAGAGUCGAUAACAUUAUCUAUCACACACAUGCUCGGAGCUGAAACCUCUGCCAGUUGAUUUAUAGGGUGUGGGUGGGGGGGUGAUGGACUAUGAUGUAGUUGUUCACAAGAAACAUAAAUGUAUAUUUUGUAUUUUUUAAAGCGUCUAUGUUCAGGACUUUUGACAAAUCUGUUUGUGUAUUGAUUAUGUCAUGUUAAUAAAUAUGCUCUUUUAUUUA
Molecule: messenger RNA, 8393 nt
Organism: Larimichthys crocea (large yellow croaker)
Lineage: Eukaryota; Metazoa; Chordata; Actinopteri; Sciaenidae
Gene: tmem94
Product: transmembrane protein 94
Exons: 30
Coding region: 542-4645 (1367 amino acids)
Source: RefSeq, a predicted model, not a curated record